UAUUUUCUAGCGAAGUAUUAUCUUCUGCUCUGAUUCUUCAUCUCUCUCACAGAAAAAAGUAAAAAAAAACCUAGAUCGCUCUUCACAUCUCUUCGAACGAUUCUCUCUUUCAAGAUGCAAAUUUUCGUGAAAACACUCACUGGUAAGACCAUCACUCUCGAGGUUGAGAGCUCUGACACCAUCGACAAUGUUAAGGCAAAGAUCCAGGACAAGGAAGGCAUUCCUCCUGACCAGCAAAGAUUGAUCUUCGCUGGUAAGCAGCUAGAAGAUGGCCGCACCUUGGCUGAUUACAACAUCCAGAAAGAAUCAACACUCCACUUGGUUCUCAGGUUAAGAGGUGGUAUGCAGAUCUUUGUCAAGACUCUGACUGGCAAAACCAUUACCUUGGAGGUUGAAAGCUCUGACACUAUUGACAACGUCAAGGCAAAGAUCCAGGACAAGGAAGGAAUCCCUCCGGACCAGCAAAGACUUAUUUUCGCUGGUAAGCAGCUUGAAGAUGGAAGGACUCUUGCUGACUACAAUAUCCAAAAGGAGUCUACUCUUCACCUUGUCCUUCGUCUCCGUGGUGGUAUGCAAAUCUUUGUGAAGACUCUGACGGGUAAAACAAUCACCCUUGAGGUUGAGAGCUCAGACACCAUUGACAAUGUCAAAGCUAAGAUCCAAGAUAAAGAGGGAAUCCCACCGGACCAGCAGAGGCUUAUCUUUGCCGGUAAGCAGCUAGAGGAUGGUCGCACUCUUGCUGAUUACAACAUCCAAAAAGAGUCAACCCUUCAUUUGGUGCUUCGUCUGAGAGGUGGUAUGCAGAUUUUUGUGAAGACCUUAACUGGCAAGACUAUCACUUUGGAGGUUGAGAGCUCAGACACAAUCGAUAAUGUCAAGGCAAAGAUUCAAGACAAGGAAGGGAUUCCACCAGAUCAGCAGAGACUCAUAUUUGCUGGAAAACAGCUUGAAGAUGGACGCACACUCGCUGAUUACAACAUCCAAAAGGAGUCUACCCUCCAUCUUGUGCUUCGUCUCCGUGGUGGUAUGCAGAUAUUUGUGAAGACCCUUACCGGAAAAACCAUUACUCUUGAGGUUGAGAGCUCAGACACAAUUGAUAAUGUCAAGGCUAAGAUUCAGGACAAGGAAGGGAUCCCACCGGACCAACAGAGACUCAUCUUCGCUGGGAAGCAGCUUGAGGAUGGUCGGACUCUUGCAGAUUACAACAUCCAGAAGGAGUCGACUCUUCACUUGGUUCUUCGUCUUCGUGGUGGAAGCUUCUGAGCUUUUGUGAUGUGAUCAAAAGUGGUUGUUCGAGUCUCAUGCACUUGGGAGGUGAGAUCUUCACCUGGUUUGGUUUCUGCUUCGGUCUGCGGGAAAAACUUAUCCUUAUCGAUGUUCUGAAGUUUCAUUUUCUGUUUUCUUUUAUUUUCUUAUGAACCUUUGGUUGCUGUUUCAACUUUUAAUAAUAAUCCAAGUGCAUGUUAAAACAUUCCGCUUUCUAGAAAUUAUUAUUACCCUAAUGUCCA
Molecule: messenger RNA, 1508 nt
Organism: Arabidopsis thaliana (thale cress)
Lineage: Eukaryota; Viridiplantae; Streptophyta; Magnoliopsida; Brassicales; Brassicaceae
Gene: UBQ4
Product: ubiquitin 4
Exons: 2
Coding region: 115-1263 (382 amino acids)
Cellular component (GO): nucleus; cytoplasm
Molecular function (GO): mRNA binding
Source: RefSeq, marked reviewed